This is a messenger RNA of Guillardia theta CCMP2712, 1011 nucleotides long. RefSeq lists its product as hypothetical. Lineage: Eukaryota; Cryptophyceae; Pyrenomonadales; Geminigeraceae. Gene Ontology annotation, cellular component: RNA polymerase II, holoenzyme. Bases 1 to 1011 code for a protein of 336 amino acids. Gene Ontology annotation, biological process: mRNA 3'-end processing. Gene Ontology annotation, molecular function: RNA polymerase II complex binding. The record is from RefSeq and is a predicted model, not a curated record. The transcript is spliced from 15 exons.
AUGAGCGGGUCAGACGGGCAGAACAACUUCGUCAAGAAGCUCAACGACCUCAAUCCCUCCACCGUCUCAGUCCAGACGCUCUCGAAAUGGAUGAUCUUCAACUACAAACAUGCUGCGAACUUGGUGCGGACAUGGCAGAGGGAGAUCCUGCAAGUGAAGCCGGAAAGGAAGCUGACCUUUCUGUACCUGGCGAAUGACGUGCUGCAGCAAAGCCGCAAGAAACACCAGGAGUUCUUGAACGAAUUCGCCAAAGUCCUUCCAGGGGUCCUUGCAGAUGUUGCGAAGAGCUGUGAUUCGAAUCCAAAGGUGAAGGAAUCGUCCGCGCGGCUCAUCAUGAUCUGGGAGGAGCGAGACGUGUACAGCAAAGACUUCUUGCUCAAGUGCUCGGCUGCACUGAAAGGAGAGUUGGCUGUAUCCAGCAAAGACACUGGCAGCACGCCCGACAUCAAAGAGAAGGCGGAGAUCCUGGAGCCGGUCGCCAAGUUGAACGAGGUGCUCUUGCGGCAUAAGAAUCUGAGCAUUCGGACGGACGACAGUCACUCGAAGAUCGAGAACCUACCGCCGGAGAUCUUUCAAGUGAACCCUGAGGAGACGACGACUUCAGACGUCUCGUAUAACAUCGCUGUUUCUGCCAGCCAGGUCUUGGAAACUGGUGUGGCAAAUAGAGAGGAGUUCAAGAAGUUAACGACUCAGAGCAUCGAGAUCCUUCGCGAUCUCCUGAAGGAUCAGAUGGCGAAAUUUCAGGAGAACGAAAAGUGGCUCACCGAGCAUUCAGCGGUUCUGGCGAGCCUGAAGCUGUACAUGUCCAACAUAUCCAGCACAGCAGCGCCGGGCGGUGCAGGAGGAGGGGGAGGAGGCCGGCCUCCUCCUUUGGCUGACAGCGACGAGGACGAGCCGAGCCCGAAGAGGCCGAGAGGAGAAAACUGGGCAGGAGGAGAGGAGAGCGUGCAGGAGCAGCCGCCAACUGAGGUGCCCAUGGCGGACACUGCAGGAGAGGACUAUGAACCAUAA